UCUUGUAUCGGGGCCCCAGAGAGACCGGAAGCAGCACGCCGCCGCGUUGGUCGAAGGACGCGGAGCGCGGAGGGGAGCGCGUCCCGGGCCGGUUGGUACGCGAGGGGGCACCAUGUUCCUCACCGCCGUCCUCCUCCGCGGCCGCAUUCCGGGCAGGCAGUGGAUCGGGAAGCACCGGCGGCCGCGUACCGUGUCUUUCCAAGCGAAGGAGAACAUGAUCCGUCGCCUGGAGGUGGAGGCCGAGAACCACUACUGGCUCAGCAUGCCCUACAUGACAGCAGAGCAGGAGUACAGCCACGCAGCGGAGCGACGGGCCCAGGCUUUUGAAGCCAUCAAGGCAGCGGCCACUUCCAAAUUCCCUAAGCAUAGAUACAUUGCAGACCAGCUAGACCAUCUCAACAUCUCGAAGAAAUGGUCCUAACCCUUCAAGAUUAUGGAUACCGGACUGCUCUAUCCUUUCUUGGUCCUGGAGCUGAGAAAAUGUAAUUUAUAUACCAGUGUGACCCCUUCGACCAGUAUCUUAUUAAAGCAAACAUGAUUGAUUAAUA
This is a messenger RNA of Mus caroli (Ryukyu mouse), 548 nucleotides long. RefSeq names its product mitochondrial ribosomal protein L57 (gene Mrpl57). The record is from RefSeq and is a predicted model, not a curated record. NCBI's taxonomy places the organism in Eukaryota, Metazoa, Chordata, Mammalia, Rodentia, Muridae. Gene Ontology annotation, cellular component: mitochondrial ribosome. Gene Ontology annotation, molecular function: structural constituent of ribosome. Gene Ontology annotation, biological process: mitochondrial translation.